GUACCAUAACUCUCGGGUACGGUAGCUCAUUACUUACUGUCUCCUCAACUCAUGAAGAAACAAAAGUCAGACCGGCUAGACAAUAUGGCUUUCAGAAAGAUAGAGGAGAUAUGUGCUGUGGAGACAGAAAAGUCAGAGCACAUGGAUCUCUAUGUCGACCCUUCACGCGUACGUUUCAACCUCCCCGUGAUAAAAUCUGUCAGUGCCACUUUCUGUAAUACACGCUGCCUUGACAUUUAACUCCCUGUAGGAGGCCAGAAUCAGGCGACGAUACAAUUCGCACCUGUGCUUUUUUCCAGUUAUUUUGCUGCAUAUCUACACCUCUGAGUUAUCCUUGACCCUGAGAGUGCAUGCGAAAAUGCUGUAGGAAACAAGUGUCACCGGGUACGGUAGUGCAGAGUCAGCGAAGUGGUCCAUACGACAGAGAGCUCAAACUUGAUGCCAAGAUCAGAGAUGAAUCUAAUGUGUGCAAAGCCUGACCGUUAUGCACUAAUACUUUCUUCACAUGCUGUUUGUAGGAAAUACUCAAUUAUGCACCCCCUCCUAACCUCCAAACUCCGAGGAGAAAUACUCAUCUAGAAUUUUUGUUGUUACCUAGCACUGGACAAGUGUAGGCUUACCAAGUUCCUCAA
Messenger RNA from Suillus fuscotomentosus, 632 nucleotides. RefSeq lists its product as uncharacterized. The coding region runs from base 52 to 240 and encodes 62 amino acids. The transcript is spliced from 2 exons. The record is from RefSeq and is a predicted model, not a curated record. NCBI's taxonomy places the organism in Eukaryota, Fungi, Basidiomycota, Agaricomycetes, Boletales, Suillaceae.